Messenger RNA from Mus caroli (Ryukyu mouse), 2357 nucleotides. It is a transcript of the gene Mro, whose product is annotated as maestro. The record is from RefSeq and is a predicted model, not a curated record. Gene Ontology annotation, cellular component: cytoplasm. NCBI's taxonomy places the organism in Eukaryota, Metazoa, Chordata, Mammalia, Rodentia, Muridae.
AUUGCAGUUCUUUCUGGAGAAAGUGUGCAAGAGACCGGACAGGAGGGAUAAGUUAAGGGGCAGGAAGAGCAAGCAGCAGGCAGGAGGCACCUCGGCAGUGUGGUGCACAAAGGCGCAGCAUCUUGGGUGGGCGAACGACAACCUUGUGGGUGUCGUUGGAGGACAGUUCCCUCCCCUACCUCACCACCUCGUACUCGCGGAUCCUCUCUCCUUUUGUUCCACUUUUCUGUUCUCUGCUGUCUCCAAAUUCCGAGAGGACCUUCUGGUUUCUCUUUUUUUGUAUGUAAGGAAACCAGGACCGGGAAAAUCUCGCUGACUCACCACAUUUGGAGGCCAAUCCCGAACAGCUGGAGGAACAGCGUGCCUCCCGAGGGACCCAGGACCAGCCUCCAGCCCCAAAACCUGUUCCUCACGUGAGCCAGUUUCAUGGAACAAACGCGGAAAAUCCCGAACCAGCCCCUCCCCACCCCUACUUCCCAGUCCAAGAAGAGAAGAACACCACUGCUAUCCUUCCUUUCCAAGGUCUCUUGGAAACUGAGGUUGCAGAAGCGGGAGCUUUUGAAGAAUGUGCUUUUCGUCUUGGCAGAAAGAGCCCGGGAUCCUAAUGCUAAAAAGCGCCGUCUAGCAAUGAGAGGCCUGGGUGCCCUGGCCCAGGAAGCUCCUGACAAGCAGGUGAGAAAGUAUAAGAAAGUUAUGCUUGACCUCCUGGUACGUGGGCUGUAUGAUCCUGUGAGUUCGGAAGUUAUCCAUGAGAGUGUGAAGACUCUGACCAUCAUGCUGGGCAAGAUCCAGGGCCAUGGGCUGGGGUCCUUCUUCAUAGAUAUCACCCUUCAGGCCCGGACCUUACUGGAUGAUGAGGACGACAGCGUGCGGUAUUCGGCCUUUGUCCUCUUUGGGCAGUUGGCCUCGUUUGCUGGGUGGAGGUGGAAGAAAUUUUUCACUCAGCAAGUUAACCAGACCCAAGAUUCGCUCUUAAGUCAUUUGCAGGAUGAAAGUCCUAAGGUUGCCAAGGCUUGCAAAAUGACUGUUCGAGCCUGUGUCCCGUAUCUGAAACCCAGAAAGGAGCCGAGUUUCCAAAGUGAAGAAGAUCAGAAGAACCGCAGGCUUUCCCGGCAGCUGAGCCACUGCCAUCCAGAGGUCCUGCUGUUCUUCUAUUCGAAUAAAAUCCUGUAAAGUCCGGAGCAGCAGAGAAAGUGGCCCGUGUGAGUGCCCUGCCCAGGCAUGGUUCUUCCUCUGUUCGGUCUCAUAGGAUACCUCUUUGACUCUCAAGUGAUUGUUAUGGAAAAGAGGAUGUCAGAGAGCAACUGAGGGCAGAAAAGUCACCCUGGAAGUGUAUCUCUGCCCCUGAAGUAAAAUUCUAUGCACUCGCGUGCACACAUAUAUGCACAUGAUUGUGGAGGUCACAUACUGUUCUUCAGUCACCACUCACCUUUCCAUUGAAACAGGAUCUUUAAUUGGCUUGGAGCUUGCUGAUUAGACUAGGCGUGGUGGCUGGUGAGCCAGCACUGGGAUUAUAACUACACUCCAGUGAACCAACUUUGUUUUUGUUUUUGUUUUGUUUUUUUAAUAUGCAUUCUGAGAGCCGAAUUCAGGCCCCUCCACCUACUUGUACUGACUAGGCCAUCUCCCCAGCCCAAUAAAUGCACACGUCCUUAAAACAUUCAACAUACUUGAUGUCCUAAAAGCUCCUUUCUCAGUUCCUCUUUGUCAGGUGACACACAUUUCUAAUAUGUAACCUCUGAGGCUUGGGAAAAUCAUUGUUACCUUAAGCAUUUAAAAAAUGUAUUUUUUUUUUGAUACUUUGCUAUUUGCUACCGACCAAGAGACCAAGAAGCUGGCUUACAACAUUGUCUUUUAAUAUCUGAUGAUCUUAAAAUGUCAUUGCCUGAAAAUCAUCUUUAAAAAGAAUGAGAAGAAAUGUUGCUGAAGCUCUACGCCAUCUACAGGGUGAUGAUAACGUACAGAAUAAAAACUGCAACGUUUACUGAGAGUGCUUACAACUCAUUGGGUACUGUGGUGGUUCGAAUGAGCAUGGCCCUCUAGGCGCACAUAUUUGAAUGCUUGGUCCCUAGUUAGUGGAACUGUUUGGGAAGGAUUAGAGGGUGUGUCUUUGUUGGAGAAGGUAUAUCAGUGGAGAUGGAAUUAGAGACUUCAAAAGCCCAAGCAAGGCCCAGUCUCUCUCUCCCCCACCUCUUGUUAUCUCUCUCUCUCUCUCUCUCUCUCUCUCCCCCUGCCUAUUGCCUGCAAGAUGUAAAGCUCUCAAUUAGUGCUUUCAGCACCAUGCCUGCCUACUCCUGCUAUGAUGAUAAUGAAUUAACCUUCUAAAGCUGUAAGCCAGCCCCCAAUUAAAUGUUUCC